AUGGACGUAUUUGGUGGCGCGCCGCGCUUCCUGGCCUAUCCCAGGCCUGUCGGUGUACAGAGCGGGACUGACGCAGUGCUGAAGUGUCAGAUCGGCGGAGAUCCAAGACCGGCAGUCAUAUGGGAGAGGAACAAUGAGAAGAUUGACCCACAGGGACGAUACCGCGUCUUUGAGGAUGGCAACGUUUACAAUCUGAUCAUAAGCGCCGUGACCAUGGAGGACAGCGGUCAGUAUAUGUGCAAAGCAAAGAACAGCAUCGGCGAAACGUACGCAGCGGCCACACUGAAGGUCGAAGGCGAGGGGCAAGAGCUCGAGUUAAGAGAGGAGAACAAACCGCGAUUCCUGAUCAAACCUCUAUCCACCCGAGCCGGUCGCGGAGAUGACGCUGUCUUCUCCUGUAAGCUCUGGGGAAGUCCACGACCAGAGGUGACCUGGGAAAAGGAUGGCAAAAAGCUCAGCGAAAUAUUCGAAAGCACUCACUUCAGCGUGAGUUACCAGGACGGCGGAUGGUUCCAGCUGAAGAUUUUUAAGACUCGCGCACCGGACGGCGGCGUGUACACCUGCAAGGCGAGGAACGAGUUUGGGGAAGCGCUGGCGGGAGCCGUGUUGCUCGUCGACGCGGGCCCCGGGCACGAGGAUGACGCAAACCGCAACGGCUACAACAACGGGAACAGAAAAAGUCACCAAGGCAAACAGAGGAUCAGCAGGCAGAUGCCCAAUCAGCACAAAGACCAGAUGACGACCAAGUCGACGAGAGUGAAAAUGUUUGCGGUGACGGAGGGGAAGCACGCAAAAUUCAGAUGCUUUGUGACAGGAAAACCCAAACCGGAAAUCAUUUGGAGAAAAGACGGAAGACUGAUACUGUCUGGAAGGCGAUAUUUGCUGUACGAGGAUCGAGAAGGAUACUUUACGCUCAAGGUUUUGUACUGCAAGCAGAAGGAUAACGGUGUCUACGUGUGCGCCGCAUCAAAUACGGCGGGCCAAACCCUCAGUGCUGUCCACCUCUCAGUCAAGGAGCCACCUGUGCGGUUCAAGCAGCCGCUCAUCGAUCUGGAGGUAUGGGAAAGGGACUUAGCUGUUCUUGAGUGUGAAGUCCCAGAGGACUCUGUCCCAAUCACAUGGUACCUGGAGGAUCGACGACUACAACCAGGAGCCAAAUAUGGAAUGGAGGAGUGGGGAACAAAGCGCAGGCUUACAAUCCGUGACAUCGGUGUUGAUGAUGACGGGAUUUACCUGUGCGAAAUGCCAGAUGGCGGACGAAGCAUCGCUGAGGUGGCAGUGAAAGGUCCAAUUAUGCGAAAGCUUCCAAGGAAAGUGGAUGUUUUGGAAGGUGAAAAUGCUGCCUUUUGCGUUGAAGUGGAGAAAGAAGAGAUGGACAUACACUGGUAUAAAGAUGGCGUGGAGCUGCGUGAAACGCAUCAGACCAUCUUGAAGUCUUUUGGUCAGACUCAUAUUCUAGUUUUUGUCAACACGAUGCCCCAAGACUCUGGCUUUGUGACCUUCUUUGUGGGGCGAUCCAAGACUUCCUCUCAGCUCAGAGUCAAGGCGGCCAGACAUUGUCCUCCGAGUGUCCCAGUGGGUGUGCAGAUCAACACAGAGCGGGCAAAUGCGGCACUUCUCUCAUGGACUCCAGCGCAGGACUCGCGCAAGAACCCUCCAUCCGGUUAUGUACUGGAGCGACAGGAAGUGGGUACGGGUUCACAAGAGUGGUUACAGUGCCUGACCACCGACUCGGCUACCUCGGUGGAGAUCCUAGGCGAUAGCGUGCCUUGUGAGGCCGAUUAUCGGUUCCGUAUUUGUAGCGUCAACAAAUAUGGAAAAAGCAACAAUGUGGAGUUCCCUCGAGCAGUGCAUCUGGUUCCGGUAGCCAGGAUACAAACCCCCUUACAGGAUGCACUGGUUCCAGAAGGACAAGAUGCAAUCUUCACCAUUGAACUAUCCGCAUCGGUCAUCGGCUCGUGGUUCUUAAAUGGAACGCAGCUUCAGGACGAUGAGCGUUUUUCCAUGCGCCGCUCGAGGACACACCAGUCUCUUCGGAUCCAAGGGGUUCGAGACACCGAAAAUGGAGCCGAAAUAACUUUUAUUGCAUACGGCAUUCGGGAUUCAGCUGCCUUGUACAUUCAAGCGCCUCUGGCCAAGUUUUCAUUGCUGUCAGAAAUGGAUCGAAACAAAUUUGUCGAAAUUGGGAACCCCAUUGUCCUGUAUUGUGAGAUCUCAGACCCCGCCGCUCCGGUACACUGGUACAAGAACGGGGUGGAAUUACAGACAACAGAGGGUCUUCACAUCCAGUCAGAGGGUACCAUGAGGAGGAUCGUCAUCCAAUCAGCAGAGUUCUCACAUUCAGGAGUGUAUUGCUGCGACGCCAUUGACGAUGUCAUCAGGUUCAAUGUAGAAGUCGAGGCCCCAUCUGUGAGAUUUUCAGCGAUUCCCGAAGCAGCGAGGAACAAAACCAUCCACGCAGGCUCCCAAAUUCUUUUACGCUGCGAGCUGUCAGAGCACAAUGCCCAGGUGCACUGGUACAAAGACGGCUCAAAGCUCUUUCCUCACAAUGGAGUAAAUAUUCAAGCAGAUGGACUGGUGAGGAAGUUGAUCAUCCCUUCGGCCGACUUUUACCACUCAGGGUUGUACUGCUGCAAGACAAAGGGUGACACCGUCACGUUCAAUGUGAACAUCAAAGCUCCACCGGUGACGUUCUGUCCGCUCCCUGAAGAAAUGAGGACCCAAUUGAUUGAAGUCGGGGGCCCCGUUGUACUACGGUGUGUGGUUUCUGAUCCGGAAGCCCCUGUUUACUGGUACAAGGAUGGAACCCGGCUCGUUUCGACCUCAGAGCUGGAAAUGCAGUUGGAUGGAACCACAAGGACUUUGGUUGUUCGGGACGCAGAGAUGCACCACUCAGGUGUCUAUCAAUGUAGAACAAAGGAUGACACGCUGGACUUUCAAGUUGAGAUAAAAGCUAAGCCGGUGAAGCCCGUCGAUCACCUUGACGUUAAGAGAGCCAAGUCCUUUGAAAUGGGCGAACCUUUGGUGCUGGAAUGUGAGGUGGCAGACUCCGUGUUGCCUGCACAGUGGUAUAAAGAUGGCAUGAAGCUCUUUCCGCACAAAGAGCAGGACAUACAGAGCAACGGCACUUUGAGGAGACUCGUUGUCCCUUCUGCUGAGCCUGUGCAGGAGGGCCAGUACCACUGCCAAACAUCAGAUGGGACAGUCCGCUUCACUGUGGGUAUGAGAGCGCCGUUGUCAGCCUCGCCGAAGUUGGCGGAGAAUCAAUCACUUGAGGACGCCUGCUCCUUGGAACAGCCACGUCAAAUUUCAGACACCGGGAUUUAUGGCCCACGCCAGGCCGAGGCGUCACUGCAGAAGGCGAAAGCCACCGUAUCAACUUCAGAACAAGAGUUUGUCAUGGAAGCCAUCAAGAAGACACUUGUCAUUGGACCAAGUCAUCCAUCAAACUCUGGAGCAUACUACUGUGCAACGGCGGAUGAUGUUGCUCCGUUAGUUGUCAAAACUCAAGUGCCGGCUGAAAGACGUGGUCCAGAUGUUGCGAGGGCCAGAUCUGCUAAAGAAUGCUGCCCGAUUGUGCAACAAUUUGAAAUUUCAGACCCCGUUGCCAAAGCUUGUUGGUACAAAGACGGAACUCCAUUCUACCCAGAAAUGGAAACUCAACUCAACUCAAUUCAACUCAACUGUAUUCAAACAGAAACUCUUGUUAAACCUGAACGCAGCAGCCAAGCCUGUUCACUUCCAAAAAUGGAAACUCUUGUUGAACCUGAAAGCAGCAUCCAAGCAUGUCUACUUCCAAAAACAGAAACUCUUGUUGAACCUGAGAGCGACAUCCAAGUCUGUCCACUUCCAGUCACGCUCAACACCCCUGCUGUUGAGAGUUUUCACUGCCAAACAUCUGACGACACGCAGUUAAAUGCGGACGUAAAAGCACGGCAGUGUCACCGCGGUGGUGAGAUUGCUGAGGUUUCUGAUGCAUCUGCCCAAAUCAGUGCGAAUGUCCAAGCUCCACCUUCAACAAUUUCAACACCGUGUCAGACUGAGAGGAUCGAGUCUGCCGAAGUGGAGGAACCCGUAGCGCUCCCUGUAGCGCCAUCGUGUGAGCCAUCAACUGCAAAUGAGGUCAUCUCUCAGCACAAUGAUGGAGUAAAAAAACACAAAGAGGCCGGCCAAGACCCGAUGGUGGAUGGUUCCCUGAGAGAAGCGGCUGUGAGUUUUGCGGUGCCAUCCGAUGUGGGGGUUCGCAGCUGUGAGGCAACAGGUGAUGCCGUGCCAUUUCAAGCGGAUGUUCAAGUUCCACUUCAGGCUUUGUCAGCUAUAAGAGAGGCUGAACAGAAACAGUCAGUCACGGAAGGCAUUCCCAUUGCUCUCCAUUGUGAGUUGUCAGACGCCAAUGGACAAGUCACGUGGUACAAAGAUGGAACAAGGCUCAGACCGGAAACUGGAAUUGGCAUCCGGUCAAAGGGUCAUUUGCAAAGUCGAGUCAGUCCGUGUACCCAGGUGGCUCAUUCAGGCGUAAACCAUUGUGAGUCAAAGGAUGACGACGUCCACGUCCAGUUCACUGCGGAAGUAAAAGAUGUAGCAUUCCCCACGAAGUUCUCAGAGCUUCAAGAGGCAGACAGGAACAAGAUCGUCCAAGAGGGCUCUGCCAUUGUCCUCAGCUGUGAACUGUCUCAAGAUUCGCCCGUUGACUGGUACAAGGACGGGCUCAAAGUACACCAACAGAGCAAUUUGGAGAUUCAAACGGAAGGUCGAAGAAGAACUCUUGUCAUCCCUUUGGCCCAAACCGCACACAGCGGCACGUAUGAAUGUGCAACAGACGGCGAUGCCGUCACAUUCAAAGUGGAUGUAAAAGGCCGAUUGCCACAUAUUAUGCCCGUUGCGCAAUCGGAGAAACACCGGACGAUUGCGGCGGGUUCUCCAAUCAUUCUCCAGUGCGAGGUAUCGGAUCCGGUUGUUCAGGUUUCCUGGUUUAAAGAUGAGGCCGACCUCUUUUGCAAAACUGGCCUCGAUAUGAAAAGAGAUGGCAACCUCAGAAAAUUACUCAUUCACUCUGCUAAAGUGUCGGACUCGGGCCUCUACGGCUGUAAACUGGCGGAAGAUGUUGUCACGUUCCAUGUGGAUGUCCAAGCUGCUCCUGUAAGAUUCGCAGCAAUUCCAGACAGAGAAAAGAACAAACUGGUAGAGGCAGGCAGCCCAGUUAAGAUGCAGUGCGAAGUCUCAGAGCCAAGUGCCCGAGUCCAGUGGCACAAGGAUGGUGGGCAGCUGCUUCCAAAAAGUGAUUUUGAAAUCCAAUCUGAAGCCACAUUGAGAGCCUUGGUCAUUAAAGCUGCACAAGUCAGACACUGUGGGGUGUACAGCUGUGAUUCUGCAGAUGACCACGUAGAAUUCAAGGUGCAAGUUGAAGCUGUUCCAGAAGUUAAAGCCAGACAGGCGCUUGAAGCAGGCGAUAUUGACAAAACGCAGCGCAAGGGCUCAGACGCCACAGGCCGCCCUGUCUUGUAUGAGGAUGGAAUCAAACGCUUUCCCAAAUCCGCUGACAAGAUCGAUUCGGAAGAGCUCACGAGGACAUCCGAUCUGGACUCUGCAGUGUCGUCGGUCUCUGGGGAGUACAGUUAUAAAAGUGACGAUGAGCCCGAGUCCAACGAUUGCUUUGCGGAGGUGAAAGCCCCACCGGUCACAUUUGCCGACGUCCCGGAGGAGGAACUUUUCAAGAGCGUGGUGGAGAAGUCGGAGCUGGGCCUCUCGUGCCAGGUGUCGAGGUCGGACGCUGUCGUCCAUUGGUACAAGGACGGCGCUGAAAUCCGGCCCAAUAGCAACAUGACAAUGCGAGCCGAAGCCACAAAGAGACAUCUUGCAAUCCAGUCAGCCCAGCUGUCUGACUCGGGCGUGUACACUUGCCGCGCAGGAGACAACGCUGUCAUGUUCAAGGUGACCAUUCGAGAACCCCCGGUGAUGAUCGUAUACCCAAAAGAAGACGUCCGCCUUGAGCGUCACGUACCCGAAGAAAUUAUUCUCAGCUGUGAGCUCUCCCGUUCAAAUGGAGUGGUGAGCUGGUACAAAGAUGGCCAAAAGCUCCAAAUGAGCGAGAAUAUCAAACUGGAUGUCCAAGGCCCUUAUCGGCGACUGAAGAUUCUGAUGAGCAGAGUCGAGGAUUCCGGAGAAUAUGUUUGUGAUACAGCCGACGAUUCCAUAUUCUUCAACCUCAGCAUUACAGAACCUCCGGUGCAGAUUGUAUCUCCGAGUCAGUCCCAAAUGGAACUGUGCCAGCAAGUGUCAGAGAGGAUGGUACUGAGCUGCGAGAUCUCACGGCCAAAUGCGGUGGUCCGUUGGUACCGAGAUGGACUUGAGGUAGAGGAGAGUCACAACCUCAUACUGGAGGUAGACGGCGUAUACAGACGCCUCGUUAUACCCGAGACCACUGUCAAAGAUUCCGCCGAAUACGUCUGCGACACAACCGAUGACUCAAUGACCUUCUUUGUAAAUAUAGCCGAGCCUCCUGUCCGCUUUGUCCGUCCCCGAAAGAUCGUGAACAGACUCGAAAAAAAAGUCGGCGAAUCCUUGGUCCUAGAAUGUGAGGUGUCCAGACCGAACGCUGUGGUUCUCUGGAAGAGGAACGGAGAAGAAGUGGAAGACUCCCCAAACGUCACGGUCGCGGAAGACGGUGUCAUGCGUCAAUUCACUGUUCAUUCGCUGACUUCCGAAGAUGCCGGCAUAUAUGUCUGCGAUGCAAAAGAUGACGUGAUGGAUUUUCACGUUAAAGUCAAAGAGCUGCCCGUGCAAAUUAUUGGGAAACCCGCUGCGAAAACCGAACAGCAAUUCCUGGUUUCCGAUGACAUCAUUCUAGUGUGUGAACUGUCCAGACCAAACGCGUCUGUCAGCUGGUACAAAAAUGAUCGACCGAUUGACGAUAGCGGGCGCUACUGCUGCGAGGAGCAGGGCGUUUUCCGAUCAUUGGUGGUCCUAAACGCUUCGCCGGCGGAUUCAGGAGAGUACACUUGCGAUGCAGCGGACGAUAAGAUGGUCUUCCAUAUCACAGUCGCAGAGCCCCCGGUCAAGAUCGUUGGAAAUUCUGGUCACCCGGAGCAUCACAUACUACUGGCGGGAGAAGACCUUAUUUUAGAGUGUGAGGUGUCUCGGCCAAGCGCCACCGUUCGGUGGCUCUGGAAUGACGAGAUCCUGGAACCGGACACCCGCGUUAAAAUUUACUGCCACGACGUCACAAGGAAGAUUGUUGUCUCUCAACUUCAGCCGUCGGACUCUGGAAAAUAUGUUUGCGAUGCCGCCGACGACAAGCUGACGACCGUCGUGGAGGUGCAGGAGAUCCCGGUCCAGUUUGUGAAUAAAAAGGCAACUCAUAAAAUGUUGGCCUAUGAAAACGAGAGCGUCACUCUGUGUGCUGUCGUGAGCCGAGACAAAGCUAAUGUGCGCUGGUUGAAAGAUGGCCAACUCCUGAACAAGGACAACAUUCACAUCUCCGGCGAGGGGAAUACCCACAAGCUCACCAUUAAUCCCCUGCAGCUGUCAGAUUCCGGAGACUACGUCUGUGAUGCAAACACAGAUGAGAUGCAUUUCAGUCUUUUUGUCAAAGAAAUGAAGGUGAAAUUCAUCCGGCCGCUGGAGAACGUCGCGUCGCUGAAGGGCAGCAGCCUGACGUUACGAUGUGAGAUCAAUAAGUCAAAAGGAGACGUCCAGUGGUUGAAAGACGGCCUCGAGAUCUCACCAUGUCCACGUCACCGGAUACGAGCGCAAGGUCGAGAGCGAAGUUUUACAAUCUUCGAGGUUCUUGAAGACGACGCCGGCAAUUAUGCCUGCGAAAGUGCAGAUGACAGAACCUCGGCGACGGUCACUGUAACCACCCCCCGUGUUGUGGAGUUCAUAGCGGAACUCUGUAACAUCACGGUUUGCGAACGGGAAGACGCGGUAUUUCGGUGUGUGGUUUCACCAGCGGACGCUCAUUUGGUGUGGCUCCUGAACGGCAAACCGGUAGACCCGAAUGAGCGCGCCGUUGUUUCGAGCAAUGGACUCUGCCACAGCCUCUGUCUCCGCAACUGCACUCUUUCCGAUCGCGGCACAGUGACGGCCGAUGCCGAGGGAUUGCUAUCGAAGGCGGAGCUCCAGGUUCAAGAACAGCAGGUGCGGUUCACCAAGAAGAUGGCGCCGGUUACGGCUGAGGAAUACGGCGAGGCGACCUUGGAGGUGGAGGUGAGCCUGGAUUCCAGCGAAGUUCAGUGGAUGAGGCAAGGGGUGUUGAUCCACCCCGGGGCCAAAUACACCCUGAACCAGCAGGGCCCCAAGCACAGCCUGACCAUCCACAAAGUGACCGCGUCCGACCGGGGCAGCUACAGCUGCGAGACCCUUCACGACUGCACGCAAGGCCAGCUCACGGUGGAACCUCGAAAAGUCACCAUCAAGAAGGGCCUGAGCGACCUGACAACCAUGGAGAGAGAAACGGCCUCUUUGGAGGUGGAACUGUCCCAUCCCAAUGUGGCCGGCACCUGGUGGCGAAACGGGAAGCAGCUCAAGCCGACGAGCCACUUCCGCAUGAGCGCCAAGGGACACGUCCACAGCUUGACUAUUUGCAACCUCUCGGUGGACGACACGGCCGCCUUCAUGUUCUGUGCCGAGAAGCUGAAAACGUCGGCGCGGCUUGUUGUCAGGGAACCUCCAGUGACAAUUUUCCGAAAAUUAGAGGACCAGAGAAUGCCCGAGGGCUCAGUCAUCUCCAUCGAAUGCGAACUGUCGAGGCACAAUGUGGACGUGAAAUGGAUGAAGAACGGCAGCGAGGUGAAGCCGGGCAAAAACGUGCGAAUUUACGCCAUCGGAAGCAAGCGAUUUCUUCAGAUCAGCAAAUGUCUCGUCAGUGAUUCUGGCAUGUACACCUGCGACGCGGGACAAGUGGCGACAAGCGGCACCGUGGAGGUCUAUGAACGGGAGCUGCUGGUUGUCCAGGGCCUGGAGGAUUUAAGCAUCGACGAAGAUCACAACGCCGUCUUCGUUUGCGAGAUCUCAGUGGAAGACGUGCCGGGAGAAUGGUACAAAAACGGAGAGAUGAUACAUCCCACCAGUACCAUCAAGACCCGACAGGAAGGGACCAAACACUUUCUACUCAUGUGCAACGUGCGACCCGAGGACUCCGGGGAGAUCAGAUUUGUUGCGAGACACGUGGACUCAGUUGCCAAGUUGCAGGUGAAAGAGAUUCCCCUGAGCAUCGUGAAGCCUCUGCAGGAUAAAACGGCGCUGGAGAAGAGCCGCGUGAUGUUGGACUGCACCGUGUCCAACCCGCGCUGCAGCAUCCGCUGGUACAAAGGCAGCAACGUCAUCCUGCCCUCCGAGCGCUUCGAGAUCAGCAGCGAGGGCUGCUAUCGCAAACUGAUCAUCCAGCACGUGGCGCUGGACGACGAAGGCACCUACAGCAUGCAGGUCGGGGAGUACACGUGCUCGGCAAAACUGACGGUGGAGGCUCAGCCUGUUGCCAUGGUGAAAGAGCUGCGAGACGCGGAAGUGGUGGCCCCCGGGGAAGCCCGCUUCGAAUGCGAGGUGUCGGCCCCCGUCCACAAGCCGCCCACCUGGAGCCUGAACGGGGAACCCGUAUUGCCCGGGCCUCAAGUGCGCCUGGAGAAGCUGGGCAGCGUACACAGGCUGACCCUGCGGCAAACCUCCACGGCCAUGAGCGGAGUGGUCGACUUUGCUUGCGGACAAGCCAAAAGCUCAGCUCGGCUCACAGUCUUGAGUGAGUGACACGGUUUCUCUGAUUCGUUGUUGUUUGUUUUUAAAUACCAGAGCAAAGCAGAUAAAACACGACCCACUGCAGAACGACUGCCCAAUUUACUGAACCCAGCUUUAGUUGCCAAGUCAUGAGCAGAAAAGCUCCGUUUUGGAGAAUACUGAUGAUCAUUAUUUGAUUGAUGUGUAAUGUAGAACACUUAUGAAAUGAUUCAGGGGUCGGUGCUCAAUGUUUUUGUUUCCAUUUCUGCAAUAGGCCGUCGGGCUUAUUUCUUAUUCACCGCAUUUAACUCAGAUUGUACAAGCAACUGAAAAUAAAACAAUUUACCA
Molecule: messenger RNA, 10056 nt
Organism: Hippocampus zosterae (dwarf seahorse)
Lineage: Eukaryota; Metazoa; Chordata; Actinopteri; Syngnathiformes; Syngnathidae
Gene: obsl1b
Product: obscurin like cytoskeletal adaptor 1b
Exons: 35
Coding region: 1-9741 (3246 amino acids)
Molecular function (GO): protein binding
Source: RefSeq, a predicted model, not a curated record